GGUCCCUGUUCUUCUUCUUCGUCACGAAAUCUGCACUGCAAGAGUGUCCUUUCAAUCAUCCCUUUAGAACCAACAGUAAAUUAUUUCGUCCGCUGUGAUGUGUCAGUUUUUAAAGUGUGAAUGAAGUGUUAGUUCCAUGCAGCUGGUUCCAUCGAAUCGAAACCACACACUUCUCACCAUUUUAUAAGUUCCAUAAUGUCUACAAGUGACGAAGACCCUGUCAUCAAAGAGAUUCCUGUAUACCUAUCAAAUGCCUUGCAAGACAGGCUUUACGUCUAUCAGUACCCUACAAAACCUUGUGGAGAUGGAUACUGCACUUCAGAUAUUACAAAGGUUUGUGUGAAACCAGUUCAUCAGGAGGUGAGAAUGGAAUUAAUACUUGAUACACACAGUGUACAUUACGACCAAAGCAAAGGUGAAAUGAUAGCAACUAGUGUAGAUGGAACUAAAAGUAAUAAGGCUAGUGAGAAUCAGUUUUUCAACAGCGGACACAUGGACAAAGUUGUUCUGCAAUCACAGCGUAUGUUGCAAAAUACGAAGAAUUAUGCUGUCGGAUUUUUGGAGGAUAAUAAACUAUUCGUUUCCCCGGUCACUGGCAUUAUCAGCUUGCAGCCCUCUUUUCAGCAUUAUGACAAAGCAGACAAGAAGGUCAAGGAAACAAAUCAAGAGUCAAAUGAUUCAAUACUCUCAGGGACUGAAGAUGACGAGCCUCAGGCACAACAAGUUACUGUAAAGUUUGCCAGGCGUGAAAAUGAACGAAUGAAGCGUGCCAGAGAAAGGUCCUAUAAUUAUUUCACCGCUAAAAGUGCAGAAGAAGCAUGGUAUACGACCAAAUUCCAUGAUAAAAAUAGUAGACUAGCUGAGGUAGAAAGAAAUAAAUUAUCAGGAUCUUCACAAGAAGAUGCAGUCAAUACUCUUUGUCUAUCAAUAUCACAAUAUUUGGACACAUUGGCGCCAGUAAUGAAAGUGGAUGAAAGUGUACAGUUACCAGAUCUGCCCUCUAAUGUCAUGUCUCUCAACAUCAUCAAAACAAAGUCACUUGCAGAGCAAGUUGAAAUAGUCAUUAAAGAUGUGCGAAUUAUUACUGUUAAACAGUUAGCAAGUUUAUUAUGUGUCCACAAAGAUGACACUGCUAAGCUUUUACGCAGUUUGCAACAAGUCAGUGUAUUAGUACAAGGUAACUGGGUGGUCAGGAGUGAUCUUGUAUACCCAAAAGGUAGUGUGAGCUCUCACUCUGGCGUUCCUAAUGAAAUUAUGGCCAGAGCUCGUGACUAUAUCCUUUAUCUGUUUACUGUCAAUGAGUAUGUAAGUAGGAAAGACAUCACAGAAAAAGUAAAACUUCCUCCAGAUGAAUUAAAAUCGAUACUCACAUCAAUAGCAAGAUUCAGAGUGCACAAAGGUUGGGAGUUGCUUUUACCUCCUGACGUCAGCUUUAUGGAAAGCUUUCAUGAGACUGUGGAGCGCCAAAAAAUGUGGUGGGAUGUGAAACUGAAACAGUUAUUGCAAAGUUUCAAGUCAGAUCUAACAGCAUCUCCUACACGCCAGCGAAAAUCGUCCAACUCAUCUACAUCUUCACGACCUAGGAAGAAUUCCAGGUCGCGAGUUGACUCAAUUAGCGGUUCUGAUAAAGAAGAUUCACCCGUUGUUAAAUCAUCACCCAAAAAACGAGAGAGAAAAAGAGACUUAUCAUUAAGUGAAGUAGAUUCAAAUGUUCCCUCAUACAAGUUGUCUAAUAAAUGAUGUCUCUUUUAUAAACUGAA
This is a messenger RNA of Bemisia tabaci, 1760 nucleotides long. RefSeq names its product RNA polymerase III subunit E (gene Polr3E). The record is from RefSeq and is a predicted model, not a curated record. Gene Ontology annotation, biological process: tRNA transcription by RNA polymerase III. NCBI's taxonomy places the organism in Eukaryota, Metazoa, Arthropoda, Insecta, Hemiptera, Aleyrodidae. Gene Ontology annotation, cellular component: RNA polymerase III complex; nucleus.